AUGGCACUCGCCAUCAUCUUAUACUUCGCGUUCGUGCUGCUGCUGCUGAUGCGAGAAACAGUUCCUGCGAAGACGCAGCCGGCACUCGUUGAUCAGCGCGCGUUGGUUUUCACCACUGGGGCCAUGGAGGAAAAGACGGGCCAACAACUUCUUGCGCAGCAGAGUGUCUUUCUGCAUCCCGCGAAUGGGGGCCAGCUGCGCCGGGUGGUAGCUUGGGUGUAUCAGAACCCCGCGGCUGGCGGCUUAUACACCGUCAGCGGGUUCCUGACACGCCUGUACAACGCGACCUCUGUGGAGAGGAGUGGUGGCCGCAUGGCGCCGCAGGAGUUACUUGCGUACUACAAUCAAAGCGGUACGUACAGCGAGGCGCGGGUGCGCUUCCUUGACGGCAUCGUUGACUUGGACCAGCGGGCCCUGCGGCAGGCCGUGCACGGCAACGCUGUGGAUGAGAUGCUGCUGCUCGUGUUUAAUGACUGGGACCACAAUGCCGACAAGUACAUUGCCGUGCUGCAUGGCUUGUCGACGCUCCUGCAGACCACGGAGGGCAGCUCUGCACCCGACCUCCCGGACUCCUUGCACGCUGCUCUGAAAGAGAAUAAUAUCAGCAUGUCGCAAUUCGCGUCGCCUCGUCCUGAGGCCUUUGCAGACGCAUUACGGUUGGGUGAAACACACUGGCAGCAGGCGGGUCAGUCGAGCCGCCUGUUUUUUAGUUGGCCCCAAAAAAAGUCGACAGGAAAGCCGGUACAAAUCAUUGCCGCCAUCCGGAGGGCGGACUUCGAUGCUGACGACUUCCUUGGCGCCGAAACGCUGUCGCUGGUGCUUCAGUCGCCCGGCGUCUUCUUCUGUUCAAAGGGCAUGUCAUAUAUUGUCGACUACGCCGGCCCCCCAGACGUGAGAGAGCUGGCGAAGUUUGUCGCCGCCAACACCAUCUCGCAUCUGCAGCUGAAAUCGGCGGCGGAGCUGCGCUCGGUGCUUCAGCAGUUCGAUGCACUGGCGCUCAUCGUGAGCAGGGAGGCGGGCGGCACUGCGCCGGCCUCUGACUCGCCGCUGCGGGAAAUUCUCUUCAACGACACGCUGGACACCCGCUUCCGGCUCAGGGCCGCACUGCCAACUUUUUUCCUGCAGGAGGAGCAGCUGGCCGGCCCCGACGACGUCAGGUGGGACGAGCUGAGGGUCGUCGCCUCGCAGCGACUGGAGCCGAAGAGUGUGCAGUUCAUGGCAUCACUCCAAAAGGAUAGUCUGCCGCCUGACUUCGUCGAGCGGCUCCACCUGUUGCCCGCCUCGGCCGACGCGCGGCUCAUUGUGCUUGACAGGGCGCAGCUGACCGCCGAGGGGGGGCGGGGGGCGCGGCUCGCUGACUUCUCCGCCAGCGUUCUCUACUUCCCCGCGCCCAGCGGCAGGACGGACCACCGCAUGUGGAGCAGCACCUUCGGGGCGCGACUCGUCGACUUUGUGGAGGACGCAGCGGACCGCCUGACAUCGCCUGCACCGGUCACCGGAAAGAGCAUGCAGAGUGUGUACGAGCAACACUUCCGCGUCUCCCUGCGGGAGCGGGCGGCGGGCGUGCGGGAGCGCCCCUUCGCCGCCGACGGCGCGCCUGGCGGUUCGGCGCCGCCGCGUCCGAAGGGGUAUGAACCGCGUCUGUUGGCGGUGGUGGUCCUGCCCCCGGCCGACGCCAGGGGAGACAACGCCUGUGAGAGGGCCGUCUUUCACGCGGCCCACGCCAGCCCUCAAAGCGAAGGCAUUCGCUUUGCAACCGCUGCCGCCGAUGUGUCCUCGGACCUCGUGGAGGAGCUGCGCUUCGCGGUGUGGCGCCGCUCCGAGGGCAAGGCGGCAAGCGUCUGCGAGGUCUACGUCUUCCACCCGGACGGCAAGGUAGAUGCGCUGGGCGUGGAUCCGCAGGAGCUGCACUCGCCCAAGGAUGGCUGGUUAAGGCUCCUCCUCCGCGGCACUCGGGAGCAGCACUGGGGCGUCCUCGCCGUCUCCCACCCUUUACAGGACGAGUACCUCCUCGCACUGAUGGAGCUUCACAAACACAUGCAUGCCGUGAAGUCUCCUGGCCCGCAGUCCGAAUUCCGCACCUCGUUGUACGGCACCGCCGACGGCUUUGCUCCGUGGUUCUUGUGGCUGCCUCCGCUCGAGACGGUCCCAAUUCUCGUUCACGUGCAGAAGAAUAGCGUGGCGGAGGAGGUGAGCUCGCCACCGCUGGAGGACGCCACGGGCGGGGUAUCGGAGGUCACGCUUUUGCUGCUGCAUGAUAGUUCGUGCGGAAUGACCGUGAAUCACUUGAAGGCGUUUCGGCUGCUCGCCACGUGCUACGAAUCGGCAACGCCGCCCGUGUCACUUGCGCUGGUGGAGUACGACCUCUCUUCCGGCUUCGUCAUGCCGGAGCUUGGCGCCUGGCGAGCCCGCUCAAUCGGCAAGAAUACUGAGCAGACGCAGCAUGCGGGGGUCUACUCGCGUCUCAAGCCGCUUCUGCGGGACCCCAAGCGCCUGCAGCCCCCACAACUCUUUGCAUUAAACCGGACGCACGUCAUAAGUACGAUUAGCACCUCCCGCUACUACAGUUCCUCCCGCUACUACAGCUCCUCCAGUGAUAGCGGACGGCUGGAGGCGCACAACGGCUACGUGCGAACUCUUCUUCGCCUCGCGAGUCACGCGGACCCCCUGCUGGUCCCCGACACCCUCUCUAGGUGUAUGCGGCAGUCACUGCUGCUGGAGGCGCAACGCCGAAGCCAAUACCGCCCUCGCACGCAGCAUAUGCCCUGA
This is a messenger RNA of Trypanosoma conorhini, 2769 nucleotides long. RefSeq lists its product as uncharacterized. Lineage: Eukaryota; Euglenozoa; Kinetoplastea; Trypanosomatida; Trypanosomatidae. The transcript has a single exon. Bases 1 to 2769 code for a protein of 922 amino acids. The record is from RefSeq and is a predicted model, not a curated record.